CCGGUACACCGGAUCGUAAGUGCAGCAGCAGCAAAAACAUGACAUGUCGACAAGUGAAGCCGAAGAGGUACCUUUGAAUCACGCCGCGCAGCUCCUUACAGCCCAGGCGUUUCGUGAAGCCAUCGAGGCCUACUGUUCCAAGCACGGCAAUGGUACGGAUGACGUCUACUCUUACGCGGUAGGCUGGACAUUUGGUGAGGGACCGAUGUUCCUGUUGGCUGGCCAAGAUGAGCGCAUGGGUGGUUGCACCGACGAGACAGGCUUCCAAGACGUCCAAGAACCAUGCGAUGAUGCGGCUGCCUCGGCCCGCAAUCUCUUGUCAAGGCAUGCUUUCAUCGUCUGCGAGCAAUUGGUGGCCUACUCUUCGAUAUGGAAGGUACCAGUCCUGUACCUUCGCGCUCACACAAGAGACGGCGCUCCCCUUGCCUUCGACGACCUGAUCUCCACCUCUUCGAGCCUCUUCCGUGACAAUGUCUUCGUCUCAUCCGACGGCGACCAAGACGGGCUCCGAGCAGCUUCGUUUCCUAGCAUCGGUGUGGGCGAAUCCCCCGUCCAGGGCGAUACAUGGGCCUUUCUCCAUCCCUGCCACACGGCCUCGUGGCUGGCGAUGCUUUCACAGCGACACCAUGCCGACAAGGAUGACGGGCGAAGGGGAUACGUGGACAGCUUCAUGAUGCUCUGCAGCACCACAGUCGAGAUGAGGAUUGCGUCCUCGCAGCUUGUGAAAUGAAAGAGAAUGAGAUAAUGAACCUAUUGCAUUUGCCCAUGGGAGGUGGCCGCGCGCCUUUUGCGGGCAUUGUCCCAGUGCCGACUGUACAGGACCACUUCUGCGAUGGCCGUAAGGAAGCUUAGGAAAAGUGCAGUCAAGGUUUUCUGUGAUCGAGUGCAAGAGACGCACGUAAGCUUCGUCAGGGGCAAUAAUCACAGGCUCAUCCUUCUGAGUCGUGGUUUGUGGCCUCACCCAGAUUGGAUCAAUGUUUCCGCCGGCC
Molecule: messenger RNA, 989 nt
Organism: Acaromyces ingoldii
Lineage: Eukaryota; Fungi; Basidiomycota; Exobasidiomycetes; Exobasidiales; Cryptobasidiaceae
Exons: 4
Coding region: 44-730 (228 amino acids)
Biological process (GO): macroautophagy; protein lipidation; protein modification by small protein conjugation
Cellular component (GO): intracellular anatomical structure
Molecular function (GO): Atg12 transferase activity
Source: RefSeq, a predicted model, not a curated record